This is a messenger RNA of Frankliniella occidentalis (western flower thrips), 2110 nucleotides long. RefSeq lists its product as uncharacterized. The coding region runs from base 220 to 1821 and encodes 533 amino acids. NCBI's taxonomy places the organism in Eukaryota, Metazoa, Arthropoda, Insecta, Thysanoptera, Thripidae. The transcript is spliced from 7 exons. The record is from RefSeq and is a predicted model, not a curated record.
GCUGCUGCUGAGGUGGUGUGUUGUUGCUCGCCGCUUCGCCUUCGCUCCCGCGCUUCCUCCUCAGUUGCCAUCGACAGCUCCGCCUCCAAGCAAGCUGCUGCUCUCGCCGUCGCACCUGACAACAGGAUCCUCCAUCUUCAAAACUUUCAAGUGUACUGAAGGCACAGGGUGACACCGGUAUCGGAGGGCAGUCUCCAGGGACCUUUUUUGGUGUCAAUCAUGCCUUACUUCUCAUUGAUCAACCACUCGUCCUCGGAUGAAGACGAUGAUAGCAGUGAUAGUGGGCAGGGCAUGGACUGCCUCCCCGAGCGCAAGCUGCCCCAGCUGAGGCUCGGCUCCGAGUUGUCCUCCAGCGACUUCAGCAGCAGCUCGUCCGGCCUCGGAGGACAAUCUUUUGUGAAACCAACGAAUUAUGUCUCUAGUGGUAGUAGCAAUGUUCCCCAGUCUGCUUCCACUAUUGAGGCUGUUAUUGAAUCUGUUAUUACUCAGGGACCCUUAUUUGCAGGAAUGAAACUUGCAACUGAUUCUUCUAAUGAUAGCCCUACCAAAUGCAGCGAACCUGCAACAGGUGAAAGUGGACUUGCGAAAGUAGCAGGGGGCACUGCAGUACCCUGGGAUUCUCUUCUGUUGGGAGGCACCAUAGAGACAAGUUGUCCGGAGAUAUUGACAUAUGUUGAAAGUGACACAUAUUAUGAAGAUUGCAAGCUUGCCGGUGAUGUGGCUUUGAAUUUGCUUGCGAACUAUCAAAUGCCAGUUUUUAACAGUCUAAGGAACUGCAAUCAGAACCAAGUGACUUCUGCUCUGAAAUCUUUGAAGAAGCCACGUUCUGGCAAGAAAAUAUUCAGCCCCAAGGAAGAGUUGCUAGCAUACACAAUUAUGCUUGACUAUUUGACUUGCUGUUGUCAAGAAGGGAAUCUCUUUCCCCUUUACGAAAAAGCCAAGGAUUAUCGAAAGAGAAACCAUAUUGACAAGGUUGAUGAAGACUUGGGUUUCUUAGUGGACAAGCUCAAGAGCAAAAUUAUCAACCUGAAACAGCUUCAUUCUUUGGAACAAAUUGUUCUUUCAUCGCUGGACCGAAUCCCCAGUAGUUUGAAAAUGAGCUCCUCCUCUGUUAAGCUUGCUUUGCAAAGGAAAAUAAAAUCAUUUGAAGAGGAUGAAAAAAAUAGACUUGACAAGUCAGAAUACACCUUUGAUGCUGAGAGCCCUGAGCCACCCUCAAAGAAAUGGAAACCAUCUGUUCUAAUUUCUUCAAAGCCUAAAGGAAAUGUUGUAGCAACAUCUAAGAACUGGAGGGAGCAAACAAUUUCUCCUACUUUCUUGCCUGAGGCAUUCCAAUAUGAAGAUUCUGAUGAUGCUCAUUCCACUGACACUCCGGUGAAGACCUCUACCCCUAAAAAAGAAAAUGAAUUCGCACCACCAACUACCAUUUCUGCCAGUGACAGCAGUGUUGGUCUCAUGCAGAAAAAUAUUCUGACUUCUCCAUACAAAAGUAAGAAGUCAACUUGGAACUCUUCUAAGUAUGUGUCCCCUUCAAAACAACCAUUGUCUAAAAUUAUUCAGGUGAAUAAGAAAGUUUUGGACCCAAGAGGAGACAACAUGGACAAUAUAUCACGCAACCUGUGUCUACCCAAAGACAAGUAUGUUGCCAAGAGUAGCCAAGCAGCUGCCACAAAAUACAAAUCACCGUUAAAAGCUGCUACACAGUCCUUCGUUCGAAAGCUGCCAGGAAGAAGUCCUCUGAAAGUUGCAAGAAGGAAAGGUGAAAACGCUCGUGAAUGUGAUUGCAUUACUUGUAGACGAGUAAUGUGGCCGUACUAUUGAGUAAGAGUAUCAACUUCAAUUUCUUUUAGUUUGUUUUUAAAAUGAUAUAGUAUUUCCAGAUGUAUGGGCAUUUGUGAGUUCAAAUGCUGUAUGAGUUAGGACAAUUCCUUGUCUUCAUUGGUUGUACUUCUUUAUUUAACAUUUUAACUUUUAAUUUUCCAUGUAAUUAAUCUUUCUCCCAGCUACCUUUUAGUGUACAUGUGUCUAUUCAAUUCAUUGUUGAUUAGUAUGUCAUUGUACAUAAUCAAGUUGAUAAUUAAAAUACCAAACUACUGGAAAAGCCUCAAAA